GUGAGAAAGAAACACGAUGUGAUGUGUUUUGAGUAUUGUGUGCAAUAACAAAUAAAUCUUAUGCGUUAGAUUUUAUUUAUUCAUAAAGAAGAUGGGGCACUUCAAUGUAUUACUAUGGCUGAUGUUCGGAUUUGGCAUAUUAUCUUCGAUAAUGACUGCGAGUACAAUAAGUUUAGACCCAAGUAAACCAGCUAGUAAUGCGACGUGUACAUUCAAAAACCAAACAGGACGAUGUGUACAUUACACACUCUGUGAUAAUAAACAUAACUUCUUAGAAGGAGGCAAUUUGAUUGAAAACGAUUUGAGAUCGAAGAGGCAAUGUUUGCGAGAUGAAUGGUGUUGUAUUCUUAAUACUACAAAUCCCGUGGAGGCGACUGAAAAACCUAUACUGCCUAAGAAUGUAGACAAAGAAUGUCUAACGACAAAUAUGGAUUCAUGCCCAUGGUGCGUCGGUCUGUAUAACAGAACCAAGGGCGUAAAGCCCGGGAACUCCGGUCUGUUCUGCGGCGGGAUUCUCGUCGGGCCCAAUGCAGUUCUGACCACAGCCACAUGUAUGAAAGCUGCCAAGAAUCACCAGAUUAUCCACGCCAAGGUACCAGGCUCCCAGGACCCGGAGAAGAUGUAUCUAGUCCGGUCGAGGGCUGAACAUGAGCAAUACAACACAGGUAGUCAUGAGUAUGACGUAGCAGUAUUCAUGUUGGAGACGGACGUGGUAUGGAACAACGGUCGAAAGAACAACGGCGCAUGUCUCAACAUCAAGUGGCCGUUAGACGAUGCCUGCUAUGCUUUUGGAUUCAAUUAUAACGAUGAAAUUGAGUCUACUAUACUGCAAACUAAAAAAGGGAGCUGUACCAAAGGUGGCCAAGGUGCAGAUGCGGCGUGCGGCUCUUUACUAUUUGAAGAUGACGAUUGCCUCGUCUCUCCAGGCUUGCCUGUUAUAUGCAUGACGGAUAGCAAUGAUUUUAUCGUGACGGGAUUGGUGAGAAGCCCCUGCAGGAAUUCAAAAGCGCAACUUGGAUCCAUCCAUCCGGCCUCGGAUUGGCUCAUCAAGGAACUAUCAAAGAACGGAGUAAAUGUUUCUCAGUAUACAACAUAAAUUAUCAUUCAAUCAUCACAUGGACGUACUUAAAUUAUUUUUUUUUUAAUAAAAAUUAACAUAAAUACUAAUUUAUUGUAGAAAUAUCGUAAGAAACGAUUCGUUUAGAGUUAUGCGGUUAUAACUAGUCGCAAAAUAUUAUGUUUGAGAUAUCUUUGGAUUUUUUUUGUUGGACCGUAUUACGCAUGUGGUAUGACGUCACUUUGCUCAUACAAACGAUUUUGAGAUACACAUUUUCCUUUUUAUUUCCACUUUUUUCCAAUACUCAAUUCAAAAGAAAUACUCAAUAGUGAACACUAGGUUAGAAUAUCAUAAAUAAAAUAAACUAGGA
This is a messenger RNA of Colias croceus (clouded yellow), 1427 nucleotides long. Its product is annotated as glucanase inhibitor protein 1-like. Bases 92 to 1096 code for a protein of 334 amino acids. Gene Ontology annotation, molecular function: serine-type endopeptidase activity. Lineage: Eukaryota; Metazoa; Arthropoda; Insecta; Lepidoptera; Pieridae. The transcript is spliced from 9 exons. The record is from RefSeq and is a predicted model, not a curated record. Gene Ontology annotation, biological process: proteolysis.